AUAUAGCCAAUAAGCUGCGCCGCCGUCUUCCGAAGCCAUUCGCGGCGGUUCUGUGCUCUAACGUCGGCGAUUCACAUCGACCAUCUUAUUCGAGUUUGUAAAAGAUGGCGUUUGAAGGGGGCACUUUGAAGUCUUCCUCUAUAAAUGGAGUCAAAAUGUACUCGGUUUCCGGCCAAAACCGGUCGCUUGCGGCAUGGCUUCCUCCAAAGAAGCUCAGAGCACUGCGGAAAAAUCCAGAUUAUUUGCAGAGGGUGGAUUUGGUACAGGAUUUGAGGUUUGAAACCUCGACUUCUAGAAUUAAGGUGACGCCUGAUGGGGAGUAUCUUGUAGCCUCAGGCAUUUACCCUCCACAAGUCAAAGUGUAUGAGCUGAGGGAAUUGUCACUGAAGUUCGAAAGACAUUUGGUUUCUGAAAUUGUUGAUUUUGAGAUAUUAGAUGAUGACUACUCGAAGAUGGCAUUUCUUUGCACUGACCGGUCUAUACGCCUUCAUGCAAAAUAUGGGAGUCAUUACAGUUUGAGAAUUCCAAGGAUGGGAAGAGAUAUUGUCUAUGACAGCUGGUCUUGUGAUUUAAUUUGUGCUGCUUCUUCUCCAGAUCUAUAUAGGAUAAACUUAGAACAGGGCCGUUUCCUAGCCUCUCUUAGUACACAAUCUCCAGCUCUGAAUGUGGUAUCUCGAAGCAAAAUCCAUGGAUUAGUCGCUGGCGGUGGUGAGGAUGGAGCUGUUGAAUGCUUUGAUAUGAGGACUAAGUCCUCAGUUGGUCGACUAGAUGCUGUUGCAAGUGCUGGUGAUAAUGAUGCGGAGGUUACUGCAAUUGAAUUUGAUGGAGAUGGAGGUUAUCAAAUGGCUGUUGGAAGCAGUGCUGGGAAGAUCCUAAUUUAUGAUUUGCGCUCAUCUAAUCCUAUGCGAAUAAAGGAUCACAUGUAUGGCAGCCCGAUACUAAACAUUAAGUGGCAUAAGACUCUAAACUCGGAGCAGUCAAAAUUGAUCACUACUGAUAAACACAUAGUCAGGAUUUGGGACCCUGAAACGGGAGAAGGUAUGACCAGCAUUGAACCAUCUGCUGGAAAAAUUAAUGAUAUAUGCGUCUUCAAAGACAGUGGACUGAUUUUGUUGGCUCUGGACAGCAGCCAAAUACCAUCUUACUUCAUCCCAGCCCUCGGUCCUGCUCCAAAGUGGUGUUCUUAUUUGGAGAAUUUAACAGAAGAGCUUGAGGAGGGUGGACAAACAACCAUUUAUGAUGAUUACAAAUUUUUGACAAAGGAGGACCUUGCUAAACUUAAUCUGACAAAUUUGAUUGGGACCAAUCUUCUGAGGGCUUAUAUGCAUGGUUACUUUGUUGAUUAUCGAUUGUAUAAAAAGGCACAAAGCUUGGCUGAGCCGUUUGCUUAUGAGUCUUAUAUAGAAAAGCGAAAGCAGGAAAAAUCACAGUCUGAACGUGAGAACAGAAUUACGGUACGUUCACUUCACAU
Molecule: messenger RNA, 1471 nt
Organism: Salvia hispanica
Lineage: Eukaryota; Viridiplantae; Streptophyta; Magnoliopsida; Lamiales; Lamiaceae
Source: RefSeq, a predicted model, not a curated record